UAGCUGUGUCACAGAGACCACCAGUUCUACAGGCAUGCUGAACACGCCAUUGGACCGACACACAGACUGACAAUGGACUGACUGGCCCUCUCCACCAGUCCCCUCCCCCUACUGUCUGUGUUUGUGCCUGCUGGAUCCCGGUCGGUAGAUCCUCGGUUACCGUGUGUCAUGGCGUCCAACGGUCGGGCUGGAAGACAUUCCCUGUGGCGGUUCCUCUCGCCGUUCCGGAGCAGGCAGGAGCGUGUGGUGCUGGCGCGAAGCGAAAGCAUGCCGGGGGAACACGUGCUGAAGAUCACCAUCACAGAGACCACGGUGAUCGAGGCAGACUCGGGGGUGUGGAACUCCAAGUCGCUGGUCUACCUGGGCCUGUGGUGCUUCUUCAGCUUCUGCACACUGUUCCUCAACAAGUACAUCCUGUCUCUGCUGGAGGGGGAGCCCAGCAUGCUGGGUAAGGAACAUGUGCACACACAGACACACACUCAAUUUCAGAUGUUCAAUACUCCAAUCAAUAGAUGGUUUGACUCAUCAAUUGGUUGAUUUUAUUCAGGGUACUAAGGGCCUCAGGGGUAGAGGACUACAUUUGUUCAUGUUGUUGUCCCAUGGUUUAUUGGUUUGAAUUGAUUUGUAGGUGCUGUUCAAAUGGUCUCCACCACCAUCAUAGGCUUUCUGAAGAUGUAUGUGCCUUGCUGCCUAUACCAGCACAAGUCCAGGACUGAGUACCCUCCCAACUUCCUCAUGAUCAUGCUGUUUGUGGGGCUCAUGAGGUGGGUCUGCACUGUUAUUGCUCUACUUUCAGCUGCAUAGUUGAAGUUAUUUGGUUGGUUUGUUUCCUUUUGUUAAGUUGGAUGACUAACACUUACAUGACUAGCCUUUAUUUCCAUCAUGACUAACAUUAAUUUAUCAAUAUUUAUGUUGUCAAUCAAUAAAGCAAAUGUAUUUUACAUAAAGCCCUUUUUACAUCAGGGCAAUUAUAUGGUAACAGAGUGAUGCUGAGUCUCAGAUUUGUCACUUGAAAAAAACAAUGAUUGCAAUGUUAAACAAACCAUACAACUCUAUGCACAAGGACUACUUUCCACAGAACAUUUUACAAAAACACAUUUACUUGAACAGUGCAGAAGCAAAGUUUGGUAACAGAAUGACGGUAACAAACUUUUGUUUGACAUACAUUCUAAAGUGCUGAGUCUCAGCAUCACUCUGUUACCAUGGAAUUUCCCAUCAGCAGUUGUCACAAAGUGCUAAACAGAUACCCAGCCUAAAACAGCAAGCAAUGCAAAUGCAGAAGCACAGUGGCUUGCAAAAUCUCCCUAGAAAGGCAUGAACCUAGGAAGAAACCUAGAGAGGAACCAGGCCACAUCUGGCUGUGCCAGGUGGAGAUUAUAAGAGUACAUGGCCAUUAAGGCCAGAUCGUUCCUCAAGACGUUCAAACGUUCAUAGAUGACCAGCAGGGUCAAAUAAUAACCACAGUGGUUAUAGAGACAACCUUUCAACACCUCAGGAGUAAAUGUCAGUUGGCUUUUCGUAGUCAAGCAAUUCAGAGGUUGAGACAGCAGGUCCGGGAGAGAGAGGGUCGAAACAGCAGGUCUGGGACAAGGUAGCACAUCCGGUGAAACAGGUCAGGAAGGGUUCCAUAGCUGCAGGCAGGACUGAAUAUCUACAUUACCAGUCAAAAGUUUGGACACACCUACUUAUUCCAGGGUUUUUCUUUAUUUUUACUAUUUUCUACAUUGUAGAAUAGCGAAGACAUCAAAUCUAUGAAAUAACAUAUGUAAUCAUGUAGUAACCAAAAAAGUGUUAAACAAAUCAAAAUAUUUCCACCGGUCUAAUGUCCAUUGCUCGUGUUUCUUGGCCCAAGCAAGUCUCUUCUUAUUAUUGGUUUCCUUUAGUAGUGGUUUCUUUGCAGCAAUUCGACCAUUAAGGCCUGAUUCACGCAGUCUCCUCUGAGCAGUUGAUGUUGAGAUGUGUCUGUUACUUGAACUCUGUGAAUCAUUUAUUUGGGCUGCAAUCUGAGGUGCAGUUAUUCUAAUGAACUUAUCCUCUGCAGCAGAGGUAACUCUGGAUCUUCCUUUCCUGUGGCGGUCCUCAUGAGAGCCAGUUUCAUCAUAGCGCUUGAUGGUUUUUGCGACUGUAUUUGAAGAAACUUUCAAAGUUCUUGAAAUUGUCCGUAUUGACUGACCUUCAUGUCUUAAAGUAAUGUUGGACUGUCGUUUCUCUGCUUAUUUGAGCUGUUCAGCUGGUUGAGAGAAUUCCAAGGGAGUGCAAAGCUGUCAAGGCAGCAUGUAGAAAAUAGUAAAAAAUAAAGAAAAAUCCUGUAAUGAGUGGAGAGAGCGAGAGAGAGAACCGUACACCAGAUAGGACAGACUGACCCAAGCCCCCCGUCACAUAGGCUUUUGCAGCAUAGAUACUGGGAGUGGACACUGUGGCCCUGUCCAAAGUUACCCCUGGACGGGGCCAAGCAGGCAGGACCAUUUGUUGUGACCAUUUGAGAGUGUUGCUUCCAUGGGAGAAGUGUCAGUGCUACAAAAAUGGCCAUUGAACCUAAUGGCCACACCAGUAGAAAUCUACUUUUUCGAGCUGAAAAACAAUGGCCAGAGCUUACCCAUGAUGUUGCACAACGAUGUAAGUCAAUAAGUCAUCGUUUUAGUCAAAGUAUUAUAUGUAUUUGGGCUUGAAGUGCCAAAUCCGAAUGUGUGACUUCGGACGUUCCCGUGAGUCUUACAUAUAUUUUUCUAUGUGAUGACGUGCAAAUUCUUUUCAGCCUACGUUUCGUUACAGGCUGUGGCCUUGUGAUUAGUUCCUGCCCUGAGAUUGGAAGGUUGGGAGUUCGAUCCUCGGCCGAGUCAUACCAAAGACUGUAAAAAUGGGACCUGAUGCGUCUCUGCUUGACACUCCGCAUAAAAGAGAAAGAUUGGGGGCAAGGCCCUGCGAUAGACUAGCGUCCUGUCUAGCCAAGGCUCGUGCAUGGCUACUUACCCACCAGCAUGGCUUAUUAAUCAAAAACACCUGCUGCAAAGUUAUUUCUAUUCGCGAGUCGUCUGAGAGCCAAACAGCUUUUCUCUGUAGCCUACACUUGGUUUUCCACUAAAACAGCCACAAAGGCAAAAUUGGCUAUAUUGUACAAAUUCAUGAAAACAAAAAUGACCUUUUUGUUGUUAAUUUAAGGUUAGGCUAAGGUUAGCAGUGUUGUUAGUGUUAAAAUCUAAUUUUAAGAAGAGAAAAUGUAGAAAUAGACAUGGUUUACGACUUUGGUUGCGUUAACUAGUGACGACCCUACACUUGGCCGCCUUGCCAUUGAGCAAAUUAAAAUAGGGGAUGCAAACUAAUGUUUUUGCACCGCCCCUUUUUUACCAGCAUGUUAUCAUAAUCCAUUAGAUCAUUUGUCAAGUUUCACUUAUUUUUUUAGCUAGUUUGCAUUUAAAAAAUGCAAUUUUAUAAAUGGUAAAAUUGCAUGAUAUGAUUGCAUUUUAGAACCUCGCUCCCCCUGUUGCCCCAAGAUGAAUGGUUUUGAUUACUAACGUUUUAGGAAAACUCGUUACGCAUGGCUCGGUGACCCGGGUGUGCAGGGUUUGCUCAUUUUCUACCAUUCCAUUGAUCCUAAAGAGAAAUCUCCACCCACCCAGGGCACUGGGCCAUGCAAAACAAACAUUGCUUCAAUACAUUCUUCACACAGUUCAAUAUUUAGGCUAUCCAUAUUACCGGAGUUUAUAUUCUUGCUAUUUCUAUGGCGGAUUCGUGGUCGCAAUUUAGACAAUGCAUUGGUAUAUAGCUCGCUAGCUUACUGAAUUGAUAACAGAGAGAACAAAGAAUAUAGCUAUUUGAUAAUAGCAAUAUAAUGUCCGACACUGUUUCACUAGAAUUAUCAAACGGCAAGAGUCAGACAAUCGUCAACAGCUCGUAUAGGCACGGUUUAGCUUAGACUCAUCUCUUGACAGGUAGGCUGGCAGUCUUUUUCAGGAAAAAUUAUUUUCACCUGAUUUAAGGCGCCAGUAUGCAUCAGUUCGGCUGGCCGAACCGAACCAGUGUGCUGCGUACUCCCUUCUCUUGAAAAACCAGAAAAAAGCGGCAAUAGUACUGUUUGUCCAUUUUGAGUGCCGUAGCCAGUAUACACUUCCUCAAAAUAGUCAGAGUUAAUCUAAGAUAACUCAAGAAAUCUGUCAUUAAUUUUGACGUUUUUGUCUAAGACAUUUUUCAACUAACUAUGAUGUUUGGUGCAGUAUUUUUCACAAAAUUUUUUUUGCAUCAAAACGACUCAUCUCUCAUUGAAUGUCAACAAAUACUUUAUUGAAGAAUACCUAUUUUUGACCACUCACAGAAGAAGGGGCGUAGACUUUGGCUCCGAACUAAAGCUUGCCUCCAGAAAAAAUAUUCUGUUCCCGAACAACCGACAAAAACCUAACUGAAGUCCAAAACGAACAAAAACGUUGUCAUAAAAUAUGCACGAACUCUACCAAACUGUUUCGGCAAGGAAGCAUGCGGACUCCUUUACAGUAUGCCUGUCUUAACUAAAAUGGUGCUCACAACUUUCAUUAGCUGACUGUUAGCUUAGCAUGCUAGCUAGUUACACUGACAGCUGUCUGUCAGUGCCCUAUUUGUUAUUUCUCUGCUACACGUGGAAAUCACCACAACGUUCCCACCCCCAAUUCCUGAAUAUGUAUUAGCAGCCUGCGUCAGUCUUCGAAGUGGAACCUAAAUGAGAAAUUCCGCUCUAGGACAGGAAUACUCGGGAAUAGGUGCGGCAACUUCCUCUGAGGUGGGCCUUUAAAUGGCCGCUAAACAGUUACAUUUGAGGUAAGUGCGAUGCUUGCAACGCAAUCUCAGCUCAUUACAUUUACAUUUAAGUCAUUUAGCAGAUGCUCUUAUCCAGAGCGACUUACAGGAGCAAUUAGGGUUAAGUGCCUUGCUCAAGGGCACAUCGACAGAUUUUUCACCUAGUCAGCUCGGGGAUUAGAACCAGCGAUCUUUCGGUUACUGGCACAACGCUCUUAACCACUAAGCUACCUGCCGCCAUCGAUCAUUACAGGUAAACAGUUUGACAAUCUGGAAAAGGGAUAGUCAGUGUAGCAGAGGUUAGGAGUGGUUGUGGUGUGGGAUUGUCUUCUGGUCUGAAUGCCACUAACCUGUCCUGUUCUACAGGUUUACUAGUGUGGUGCUGGGACUGGUGAGCCUGAAGAAUGUGGCCGUUUCCUUUGCCGAGACAGUGAAGAGCUCAGCGCCUAUCUUCACUGUCAUCAUGUCUAGGCUGAUCCUAGGGGAAUACACAGGUAAAGCACACUGUAAAGACCCUGGCUCAGUUCCAAUCCAGAAAAAUCCUUCACCAUGCCCAUAUACAGUGUUGUGAAAAAGUAUUUGCCCCCUAUCUGAUUUUUAAUUGGACCCAUCUCAUCCAAAAAGUUGCCAAAAAGCACCUGGAUGAUCAUCAAGACUCUUGGAAGAAUUUUCUAUGGACAGAUGAGUCAAAAGUAUAACUUUUUGGACGACAUGGUAACCAUUAUGCCUGCCGAAAACCAAACACUGCAUUCCACAGUAAGAACCUUAUAACAAUGGUCAAGCAUAGUGGUGGUAGUGUGAUGGUUUGGAGAUGCUUUGCUGCCUCAGGACCUGGACGACUUGCCUUAAUAGAAGGAACCCUGAAUUCUGCUCUGUAUAAGAGAAUUCUACAGGAGAAAGUCAGGCCAUUCGCCUGUGAGCUGAAGCUGAAGCGCAGCUUUGUAGCAAGACAAUGAUUCAAAACACAAUCAAGUCUACAUGAAAAUGGUUAAAAAGCAACAAAUGUGACAUUUUGGAAUAGCCUAGUCAAAGUCCAGACCAAAUCCCAAUUGGGAUGUUGUGGCAGGGCUUGAAACAAGCAGUUCAUGCUUGAAAACCCACAAAUGUCGCAGAGUUAAAGCAGUUCUGCAUGCAAGAGUGGGCCACAAUUCCUACACAGAAAUGUGAGAGACUGAUCAACAACUACAGGAAGCAUUUGGUUGCAGUCAUUGCAGCUAAUUUUGGCACAACCAGUUAUGAAGUGUAAGGGGACAGUUACUUUUUCACACAGGGGAAUUGGGUGUUGCAUAACUUUGUUAACUAAAUACAUAAGUAAUUUUUUGUUGUUGUUAUUUGUAAACUCAGGUUCCCUUGAUAUAAUAUUAGGUUUUGGGUGAAGAUCUGAUAAUUCAGUAUGAAAAAUAUGCAAAAAUAGAGAAAAUCAGAAAGGGGGCAAAUAAUUUUUCACAGCGCUGUAUGCACUCUUCAUUAUGUUCUUUGGAUUCUGUCUGUGUUUCAUUCUGAAAACAUUCCCCUCUCUAGUAUUUCCUUAGGUGUUGUUUGGCUUCCUGGGUGGCUAAAAUGCAGAGGCCGGGAAAUAGUUGCCUAUAUUCUUUAUGGGGGUACUUGUUUCCGAAAAUCCUUUUACUGAAGGCAUAUCUAUUAUACGUAACGCCUUGUCCGUCCAUCUGGAUUGUACAGUGGCUUUUUUCCUUUUUUGUUGCCUUACAACCUGGAAUUUAAAUUGAUUUUUGUUUGGAUUUCAUGUAAUGGACAUACACAAAUUAGUUGAAUUUGGUGAAGUGAAAUGAAAAAAAUAACUUGUUUCAAAAAAAUUCAAAAAAAUAAAUCACAGAAAAGUGGUGUGUGCAUAUGUAUUCACCCCAUCAUCGGCAGGGACUGGGAAACUGGUCAGAAUUGAAGGAAUGAUGAAUGGCGCUAAAUACAGGGAAAUUCUUGAGGGAAACAUGUUUCAGUCUUCCAGAGAUUUGAGACUGGGAAGGAGGUUCACCUUCCAGCAGGACAAUGACCCUAAGCAUACUGCUAAAGCAACACUCGAGUGGUUUAAGGGGAAACAUUUAAAUGUCUUGGAAUGGCCUAGUCAAAGCUCAGACCUCAAUCCAAUUGAGAAUCUGUGGUAUGACUUAGAUUACUGUACACCAGCGGAACCCAUCCAACUUGAAGGAGCUGGAGCAGUUUUGCCUUGAAGAAUGGGCAAAAAUCCCAGUGGCUAGAUGUGCCAAGCUUAUAGAGACAUACCCCAAGAGACUUGAAGCUGUAAUUGCGGCAAAAGGUGGCUCUUCAAAGUAUUGACUUUGGGGGGGUGAAUAGUUAUGCACGCUCAAGUUCUGUUUUUUUGUCUUAUUUCUUGUUUGUUCAACAAACAAAAAAUAUUUUGCAUCUUCAAAGUGGUAGGCAUGUUGUGUAAAUCAAAUUAUACAAACCCCCAAACAAUCAAUUUGAAUUCCAGGUUGUAAGGCAACAAAAUAGGAAAAAUGCCAAGGGGGGUGAAUACUUUCUCAAGCCACUGUAUAAUGUGUGGAUAUGUGUAUAGAAACCGUCUGAACCACAGUGGUAGGUACGCCCUAGUGACUAGCGCAUCUUGCGCGCUGUCUACCACAGCCGAGUUAUACACUAUAUAUAUACAAAAGUAUGUGGACACCCCUUCAAGUUAGUGGAUUCGGCUAUUUCAGCCACACCCGUUGCUGACAGGUGUGUAAAAUCAAGCACACAGCCAUGCAAUCUCCAUAGACAAACAUAGGCAGUAGAAUGGCCCAUACUGAAGAGCUCAGUGACUUUCAACGUGGCACCGUCAUAGGAUGCCACCUUUCCAACAAGUAAGUUCGUCGAAUAUCUGCCCUACUAGAGCUGCCCCGGUCAACUGUAAGUGCUGUUAUUGUGAAGUGAAAACGUCUAGGAGCAACACCGGCUCAGCCGCGAAGUGGUAGGCCACACAAGCUUAUAGAAUGGGACCACCGAGUGCUGAAGCGCCUAGCGCGUAAAAAUCGUCUGUCCUCGAUUGCAACACUCACUACCGAGUUCCAAACUGCCUCUGGAGACAACGUCAGCACAAUAACUGUUAGUCGGGAGCUUCAUGAAAUGGGUUUCUAUGGCCGAGCAGCCGCACACAAGCCUAAGAUCACCAACCCUUCACUAUCUGACGGACGAAUCUGGGUUCGGCAGAUGCCAAGAGAACGCUACCUGCCCCAAUGCAUAGUGCCAACUGUAAAGUUUGGUGGGGGAGGAAUAAUGGUCUGGGGCUGUUUUUCAUUGUUUCGGGCUAGGCCCCUUAGUUCCAGUGAACUUAACGCUACAGCAUACAAUGACAUUCUAGAUCAGGGGUGUCAAACUCAUUUUAGCUCAGGGGCCACAUGGAGGAAAAUCUAUUCCCAAGUGGGCCGGACCGGAAAAAUCAUGGUAUAUAUAACUUAAAAACAACAACUUCAGAUUGUUUUCUUUGUUUUAAUACGAUCAACAUACAACAUAAAGCUGGAGCCUGAGGACAGUGUGUCCAAAAUAGUACAAGCACAACAUCACUAUUAAUCAUAAAACACCUGAAGUUUAUUUGAAAAUUCUAAAGAAAAAGAACACACAAACACAAAAUGCCUCAGUGAUUAACAGAACUGUUUCACAGAUCACAGAACUAUAUCAGGGUGUCAUUUCUCAGGCAGAAAUGUAGAUACAAAUAAUGAAAUCCUGUUCCCCAAACAAGUGCAAGAACCACAGAGUCAAGAAUAGGUUAAAUAUACAAAUAAAAUCAAUUAAAAACAAUAGCACAUCAACAUAAAAACAUAUAAACAUAAAGCUGGAGCCUGAGGACAGUGUCCAAAAGCACAACAUCACUAUUAAUCAUAAAACACCUCAAGUUAUUUGAAAGUUCUGAGGACAAAGAACACACAAACACACACAAUGCCUCAGUGAUUCACAGAAGUAUAUCACAGAUCACAGAACUAUAUCAGGGUGUCAUUUCUCAGGCAGAAAUGUAGAUAAAAAUAAUGAAAUCCUGUUCCCCAAACAAGUGCAAGAACCACAGAGUCAAGAAUAGGUUAAAUAUACAAAUAAAAUAAAAUCAAUUAAAAACAAUAGCACAUCAACAUAAAAACAUAUAAACAUAAAUCUGAAAGCGUUGCUCAAACUCCCGUAACAGUCCCGUUAUUUUAUCUUUGAACCGCUUCAUGUCUGCCACAUGUUGGGUCGCGCACACAUUUUUCAGACAGGGGAAGUGAGCUGCAUCACCACCGGCAAGUUGCGUCUCCCACAAUGACAGCUUCAACUUGAAAGAACGUAUGCUGUCAUAAUACUGCGUGACAACUUUGUUGCACCCUUGCAGCUGUUUGUUCAAGUUAUUCAGGUGCUCUGUAACAUCCACCAUAAAUGCAAGGUCCUGCAUCCAUUCUGCGGAAUGAAAUUCUAACACUGGUUUGCCCUUUUCUUCCAUGAACUGUUCAAUAUCUUCUCGUAAAUCAAAGAAACGCCUCAGCACAGCACCUCGGCUUAACCAUCUUACCUCAGUGUGGUAUGGCAGGCCAUAGAUGUGGUCUUUCUCUCUGAGAAGGCUGUCAAACUGACGGUGAUUCAGGCUUCUGGAUCGGAUGAAAUUAACAGUUUGGAUGACCACCUUCAUGACGUUAUCCAUCUUUAAUGACUUGCAACACAAAGCCUCCUGGUGCAAAAUACAGUAAAAAGUCAAAAAAUCACGUCCUCCAUUUGCAGAUUGCACUUUCUCUCUGAACUUUGUCACAACGCCUGCUUUUUUUCCCGAUCAUUGAGGGCGCACCAUCUGUAGCCAGGCUGACAGCGCGGGACCAGUCCACUCCGACCCUGUCCAGCGCGCCGACGAGUGCGGUAAAAAUAUCAGCUGCUGUCGUUGUAUCUGUCAUCGGCACCAACUCCACGAACUCCUCGGUGACGUUUAAUGUGUCAUCAACUCCGCGGAUGAAAAUGGCCAGUUGUGCAACAUCUGUAAUGUCCGUGCUUUCAUCAAUUGCAACCGAAAACGCAAUAAAUGACUUUACUUUUUGCUUCAACUGGCUGUCCAAAUCCACUGAAAGAUCGGAAAUCCUGUCUGCAACUGUGUUUCUUGUCAGGCUGAUAUUUGCAAAAGCCUGCCGCUUUUCAGGGCACACAAUCUCCGCUGCCUUCAUCAUGCAUGUUUUUACAAAUUCACCCUCACUUAAUGGUUUUGAAGCCACUGCGAUUUCAUUAGCAAUGAGGUAGCUAGCUUUCACUGCAGCGUCACUGAUGUCUCGGCUGUGAGUAAACACAGACUGCUGUUUCUUCAGACCCGCCAACAGUUCAUUCACCUUCUCUCAUCUCCGCUGUCCUUGAAAGUUGUCAUAUUUGUCGGCAUGAAGACUCACAUAGUGGCGACGAAGGUUAUAUUCUUUCAGCACUGCAACAUGCUCUGAACACACCAAACAUACAGCUUUCCCAUUCAAUUCAGUGAAUAAAUAGGAUGACCAUUUUUCUUGGAACACUCUGCACUCUGCGUCCACUUUUCUCUUUUUUGACAGAGACAUAUUGGGGCAAUGAGGGUGCCAAAGCACAUAAUGUUAAAAGUAGAAGCCGUAAUAAAUAUCGCGGGCAAAACAAAGUAGCUCAUUGGCUGCACGUGCUUGACCUACUUGCUCUGCCCCGGUAUAAACAGUUUGCUUGCUUAACACAAUUGCUAUUGCGCCAUCCAGUGGACGCAAUUGGAACAGCAGUUUAUUUUAUUGAAAAAUUGCAGCGCAUUUUUAUACUUUACAAAAUUUAUAUAUAUAUAUAUAUAUAUAUAUAUACACACACACACACACAGUGGGGAGAACAAGUAUUUGAUACACUGCCGAUUUUGCAGGUUUUCCUACUUACAAAGCAUGUAGAGGUCUGUAAUUUUUAUCAUAGGUACACUUCAACUGUGAGAGACGGAAUCUAAAACAAAAAUCCAGAAAAUCACAUUGUAUGAUUUUUAAGUAAUUAAUUUGCAUUUUAUUGCAUGACAUAAGUAUUUGAUCACCUACCAACCAGUAAGAAUUCCGGCUCUCACAGACCUGUUAGUUUUUCUUUAAGAAGCCCUCCUGUUCUCCACUCAUUACCUGUAUUAACUGCACCUGUUUGAACUUGUUACCUGUAUAAAAGACACCUGUCCACACACUCAAUCAAACAGACUCCAACCUCUCCACAAUGGCCAAGACCAGAGAGCUGUGUAAGGACAUCAGGGAUAAAAUUGUAGACCUGCACAAGGCUGGGAUGGGCUACAGGACAAUAGGCAAGCAGCUUGGUGAGAAGGCAACAACUGUUGGCGCAAUUAUUAGAAAAUGGAAGAAGUUCAAGAUGACGGUCAAUCACCCUCAGUCUGGGGCUCCAUGCAAGAUCUCACCUCGUGGGGCAUCAAUGAUCAUGAGGAAGGUGAGGGAUCAGCCCAGAACUACACGGCAGGACCUGGUCAAUGACCUGAAGAGAGCUGGGACCACAGUCUCAAAGAAAACCAUUAGUAACACACUACGCCGUCAUGGAUUAAAAUCCUGCAGCGCACGCAAGGUCCCCCUGCUCAAGCCAGCGCAUCUCCAGGCCCGUCUGAAGUUUGCCAAUGAUCAUCUGGAUGAUCCAGAGGAGGAAUGGGAGAAUGUCAGGUGGUCUGAUGAGACUAAAAUAGAGCUUUUGGUCUAAACUCCACUCGCUGUGUUUGGAGGAAGAAGAAGGAUGAGUACAACCCCAAGAACACCAUCCCAACCGUGAAGCAUGGAGGUGGAAACAUCAUUCUUUGGAUAUGCUUUUCUGUAAAGGGGACAGGACGACUGCACCGUAUUGAGGGGAGGAUGGAUGGGGCCAUGUAUCGCGAGAUCUUGGCCAACAAUCUCCUUCCCUCAGUAAGAGCAUUGAAGAUGGGUCGUGGCUGGGUCUUCCAGCAUGACAACGACCCGAAACACACAGCCAGGGCAACUAAGGAGUGGCUCCGUAAGAAGCAUCUCAAGGUCCUGGAGUGGCCUAGCCAGUCUCCAGACCUGAACCCAAUAGAAAAUCUUUGGAGGGAGCUGAAAGUCCGUAUUGCCCAGCGACAGCCCCGAAACCUGAAGGAUCUGGAGAAGGUCUGUAUGGAGGAGUGGGCCAAAAUCCCUGCUGCAGUGUGUGCAAACCUGGUCAAGACCUACAGGAAAAGUAUGAUCUCUGUAAUUGCAAACAAAGGUUUCUGUACCAAAUAUUAAGUUCUGCUUUUCUGAUGUAUCAAAUACUUAUGUCAUGCAAUAAAAUGCAAAUUAAUUACUUAAAAAUCAUACAAUGUGAUUUUCUGGAUUUUUGUUUUAGAUUCCGUCUCUCACAGUUGAAGUGUACCUAUGAUAAAAAUUACAGACCUCUACAUACUUUGUAAGUAGGAAAACCUGCAAAAUCGGCAGUGUAUCAAAUACUUGUUCUCCCCACUGUAUAUAUAUUUUUUUUAUCAUCUCGCGGGCCGGAUUAAACCCGUUUGCGGGCCUGAUCCGGCCCGCGGGCAGGACGUUUGACACCCCUGUUCUAGAUGAUUCUGUGCUUCCAACUUUCAAAUCAAAUCAAAUCAAAUGUUAUUGGUCACAUGCACUGAAUACAACAGGUGCAGACAUUACAGUGAAAUGCUUACUUACAGUCCUUAACCAACAGUGCAUUUAUUUUAAACAACAAAAAAAAAGUUAAAAUAAAACAACAACAAAAAAAAGUGUUGAGGAAAAAAAAGAGCAGAAGUAAAAUAAAGUGACAGUAGGGAGGCUAUAUAUACAGGGGGGUACCGUUGCAGAGUCAAUGUGCGGGGGCACCGGCUAGUUUAGGUAAUAUGUACAUGUGGGUAGAGUUAAAGUGACUAUGCAUAAAUAAUUAACAGAGUAGUAGCAGUGGCAACAGUUUGGGGAAGGCCCUUUCCUGUUUCAGCAUGACAAAGCCCCCUGUGCACAAAGCGAGGUCCAUACAGAAAGGGUUUGUCGAGAUCGGUGUGGAAGAACUUGACUGGCCUGCACAGAGCCCUGACCUCAACCCCAUCGAACACCUUUGGGAUGAAUUGGAGCCAGGCCUAAUUGCCCAACAUCAGUGCCCAACCUCACUAAUGCUCUUGUGGCUGAAUGGAAGCAAGUCCCCGCAGCAAUGUUCCAACAUCUAGUGGAGCCUUCCCAGAAGAGUGGAGGCUGUUAUAGCAGCAAAGGGGGGGCCAACUCCAUAUUAAUGCCCAUGGUUUUGGAAUGAGAUGUUUGACGAGCAGGUGUCCACAUACUCUUGGCCAUGUAGUGUAUAUCCACACCUACAGUGAGCUCCGAAAGUCUUGGGACAGUGACCGAUUUUUGUUUGUUUUUGCUCUGUACUCCAGCACUUUGGAUUUGAAAUGAUACAAUGAAUAUGAGGUUAAAGUGUAGACUGUCAGCUUUAAUUUAAUUUUCAUCCAUAUCGGGUGAACCGUUUUAGAAAUUACAGCACUUUUUGUACAUUCUGUAUUCCCCCCAUUUUUAGGGCACCAAAAGUAUUGUGACAAAUUCACUUACGCGUAUUAAAGGAGUAAAAAUAAAAGUAUUUGGUCCCAUAUUCAUAGCAGGCGAUGACUACAUCAAGCUUGUAACUCUACACAUUUGUUGGAUGUAUUUGCUGUUUGUUUUGGUUGUGUUUCAGAUUAUUUUGUGCUCAAUAGAAAUUAAUGGUAAAUAUUGUUUUGUAUCAUUUUGGAGUCACUUUUAUUGUAAAUAAGAAUAGAAUAUGUUUCUAAACACUUCUACAUUAAUGUGGAUGUUACCAUGAUUAAAUAUAAUCCUGAAUUAAUCGUGAAUAAUGAGUGAGAAAGUUAGACGCACAAACAUCAUACCCCCAAGACAUGCUAACCUCUCACCAUUACAAUAACAGGGGAUGUUAGCAUUUUUCGGGGGUAUGAUAUUUGUGCAUCUAAUUUUCUCACUUGUCAUUAUUCACGAUUAAUUCAGGAUGAUCCGUAAUCAUGGUAGCAUCCACAUUAAUCUAGAAGUGUUUGUAAGUGAAUUUGUCCCAAUACCUUUGGGGGGACUAUGUACAAAAAGUGCUGUUAUUUCUAAAUGGUUCACCUGAUCUGGAUGAAAAUGCCCCUUUAACCUCAUAAUCAUCGUAUCAUUUCAAUUCCAAAGUGCUGGAGUACAGAGCCAAAACAACAAAAUGUGUUACUCUCCCAAUACUUUAGGGUUAAGUGUUGUGCAGAUAGCUGACGUGUGUGUGUUUGUGUGUACACUACUGUAGGGAUGUGGGUGAACCUGUCCCUAUUUCCUGUCAUGGCUGGCCUGGCCCUCUGCACUGCAACAGAGAUCAGUUUUAACAUGCUGGGCUUCUCCGCAGCCCUCUCCACCAACAUCAUGGACUGGUACUCGCACACAGUAACACAAUAGUACCCGUAUUUAUGACGUUUCUCACAUUUCACAGCUUUGUCUUUUCAGGGCAAUGUGACACCACCACACAUUCUCAUGGUUCUCUUCAUAUUCCCUCUAUCAGUUUACAGAAUGUUUUUUCAAAGAAGCUACUAAGUGGAGACACCUACAAAUUCAGGUAAGUUGUUUUUAGUACUUCCUAUUUUGUAAUAUACAGAACUAAAUUAAUUUAUUACGCCCAGUUUUAUAUCCUGUACUGGAUAAUAAUUCCUGUUAUAUCAUAGGAAUACAAAAAAACACAAUACAUCACAAAGUGUAUUGUUAACAGAUGUGUAAAGAAUUUGAGGAAUUUGAUGUUGAACUGUUGACUGUAGAUUAUAGGAUGUGAAGUAGUUACCGGUAUCUGUACUGAAUAAAAUACUUGUUCCCGUGUCCUGUUUAGCCCUCCAGAACUGCAGUUCUACACCAGUGCAGCUGCAGUCAUUAUGCUUAUACCUGCCUGGGUCUUCCUAAUGGUCAGUCACGUAUAUUACUGUACUAUUGAAUGUAUUACAUUUUGGUAUUCCACAUUUAUGAUUGACAGUUAAUGGGUGCUCUGAACAUUCUGUUUAACAUUUGUUACAGUAACUGAAAAUGAAUGUCUAUAUUUCUUAGUAUAUUGUAUUAGCAAAAUAACUAAUAUGAUGAUAAUAGUGCAUAAAUGUCAUCCCUUCUAUAUUAGAAAAGUAUAUGUGUCCAGCAGGCUGACGUCAUGGUAAUUGGAGUGCACCCUGCACACAGUGCUCUGGUGUAACGACAGUAGGCCGCUAUUGUUGACAAGAAGUUCCCAGACUGUGGCCUAAUAAUUGAGCUUCAUGACCUGGAGUAUAUUGUGUAGCCUAGUGUGUACCGGUCUCCAUUUGUUUUGAAUACAGUACUGUGUUGUGCAGUUAAAGAUACUGAUAGCAGAUACAAAUGAUAGAAAAUACUAUUACCAUCAUAAUGACUAUAGCCUAAUACCUGUUUACGUUGAAAAAUGCUGUUUACGUUUUAAGUUGGUUAACAAUGAAAGUGCCAAGUUAGCAACUUGAUCUGGUAUUUGGUUUGAGGCUGUUACAGUUUGAAGGUGUUAUCCCAUGCUCCUUUGUGCCUCCAGGACCUUCCAGUGAUUGGGAAGAGUGGGCGUUCGUUCAGCUGGAGUCAAGACAUUGUUCUGCUGCUGCUGUUUGAUGGGGUCCUGUUCCACCUGCAGAGUGUCACCGCCUACGCCCUCAUGGGGCGCAUUUCUCCCGUCACCUUCAGGUAGGAGUUUGACACACUCAGGCAGGGGGGCAUUUCAAUUCAGUUAACCAUAAUUCCCAUCAUUUUUUAUUUAUUUUUUACCUCCGUGCAGAUGAAGGAAAGUAGAUAAGGAUAGAGAGCCACUUGAAACUAUUGAGAUGCCCCCCACUCCCAGUCACUUUCAGGUGGAAAACACUAAGCACUAUUAUCCUUGACAGUCAUCACAUUUAGACAGGCAGUCUGUCAGACAGAUGGACAGUAGUCACAUAAAAAAAUAAAUUGUGGAGCAGUGUCUAACACCCUCCCCUUGCCUCCACAGUGUUGCCAGCACAGUGAAGCACGCCCUGUCUAUCUGGCUGAGCAUCAUUGUGUUCAGUAACCACAUCACGGUGCUCAGCGCUGCCGGCACGGCCCUGGUAUUUGUAGGCGUGCUGCUGUACAACAAGGCCAAGCAGUUUCAGAGAGACACCUUACAGGCCAUGGCCCACGCCCAGGCUCAGGACCAACACAACAAACCACUACUGCAGGACCACGAGCUCAAAGCAUCGGACCGAUAGACUCCCCAGAAGACCAAGGAGGGAGAGACCAAGGAGGUCUGUUCUUCUUAACUUUGAUCAUGUAGAACCUGAUAUGCAGACUAUUUGACUAGACCAUGUUUUUACUCGCACCAGCAUUAUGACAAAUCGGGAAGUCAACGGUCAUCAUAGCACAGUGGAAGGAUCUGUCGCUCAAGUGGGGUUUCUCUCAGUGGGAAUUGUCCAUUUGAGAGGCUGGUUUCAUUCAGCCUCACCUUGAUUCACUCUCUGAUGAUACCUUUGUGAACUUGCGGUCUGAACGCGGACCAGUGUUUGACUCUGGUCUGGUGUGUUUAAACGUCACUUCACCGUUCACUUUUACACUGUCAAUUCCUUUUGUUGUUCCAUUCCCUCACCUGAAAUAUUUAAUAUGGUUUCGAAACACGAGCAAACUCAGGAUUUCUCUCAAUGUUCAUUGGUGGAAGUGGUUCAAUGCAAGUAAAAAAAAAUCUGCAUACUUGCCUUUAUGAUUAUUAUAAUUUUUUUAAUGUUUUAUUGAGUCUUACAUUUUUCGGUUAUGGGCACACAUUCUCGUUGACAAAACAGCUUUAUUCUCCUGAUCAUUGGCGAAGGUCCAUGAACAUGUAGAACAGUCAAGGCAUUCAUUCAUUCCAAUAGGGCAUUAGCUCAGCUGUAUACCAAUUGAUCACAAGUGUAAAGCAAAUAUUUGAGGCAUUAGCCUGACCACAAAGGUGUGUCUUACCCUCGGGGGAGAUGAGGUAGAGAGGGUAACGCUUAUUUGUUUUCCCAAAGCUCACCUUUGACACUGAACUUCUCACAGCAAUGUGAAAUAUUUGAAAACCUUGAGUGCAGUCUGCAGAGGUCGUAUCAUCAUCUGCAGGUCUUAGAAAUUCACCUAGCAACCAUUUUUAUUUUUGCAAAGCUUUCUUUAGGUUACUAUUGUGUUGGUUCUUCAUUUUCUUGUUGUUCUUGAACAGAACCUAAAAAGGUUCUUUCAGUUUCAACAUAGCUAGGUGUUGAGAGAUUGAUUUGGGCUUAUGUGGCAUUGUGUAGCUUUCUGCAUCCGUCUUACUUUCUGUGCCACAUUUAACCUUAUUUGCUAAGAGUCAGUUGAAUAAGGGAGACUUGAUGUACUUUAUUUCAAGUGCUUAGCAUAUUGUUAAUGAAACUGUUAUGUCUUGAAUACAUUCCUUUGUUGUCUUUGCAUUCUUGUUCAACAAUGAAUGUAUUUUUAGUAAUUCUGGUUGUGAAACGCCCCAAGGUAUCUCAACCAUUUUAACCAUAUCCUCUCAGCCAUUUCUGUAUAUUACCAUUUUGGUGAUGUAAUCUAAUAUUUGCAUUAAACAAGCUAAGUUAAAUAGAUUCUGUUGUGGAAUCUCCAAAGACUGAUUUACUCAAUGCUGCCUGACAAUAGAGAGCGAGAACAAGCGAUCAGACUGUGGGUGUACAACUAUUGUCCUCUAGGCCUGUAUUCUAUGCUGUUUUUUUGUCCUUGCCUUUUAACUUGGGACUGGAUUAUAUCUGCAUAACCAGGUGUGACUUCCUUGGCCAAUCAAUGACACUUUGAGGAAUUAAGCACCAGGGAGAAACAAAAACCAGAAGGAAUUUGGCCCCAAGGACGGCCAUCACUAGUUACCACCGCCACAAAGUAAUAAACCCCGCCUAUUUCUACAAU
This is a messenger RNA of Coregonus sp. 'balchen', 17534 nucleotides long. The record is from the annotation of a GenBank genome assembly. NCBI's taxonomy places the organism in Eukaryota, Metazoa, Chordata, Actinopteri, Salmoniformes, Salmonidae.